Molecule: messenger RNA, 1411 nt
Organism: Closterium sp. NIES-67
Lineage: Eukaryota; Viridiplantae; Streptophyta; Zygnematophyceae; Desmidiales; Closteriaceae
Source: the annotation of a GenBank genome assembly
CAGCACAGAAUUUUUAACCAACCAGUUUCGCUAGCUUCAGCUGAAGUUCCAGCUAGACUUUCAUGGCCAUAGAAGUCGCAGGAGCACGCACUUGCAAAAUCGUACGCCUUUCUCGGUGGUGUGAUGUCUCUGUGGCCUCUGGCGAUCCAAAUCAAACCAACUCUCGCUAGGUCGCUCGCUCUGAAGGCUGCAUUACGUCGCGCAACGCUGGGCGUUGGAGUCGUACCAAGAUCGCGUGCAUUUGUCCCAUCAUAUCAACUCACCCGCAUGGCGUCGGGUGGCUCCGCUGUUCCCAAUGUCGACGAGUCGUCCCUGGGCGCUCCAGAAGGCGUGGCUCAUGAAUGCGAUGCGGAGCGAGCGAGGCUUCCAGGGGCUGGAGCAGGUCGUGACAAUCCGCAGCAAGUGGCCGGUGCUCAGCAGAAGCUGUGUGCAGAACGAGGGGACAGGGGUAGCAGAGGUCGUGCUGGCAGCAGGAGAGUGGCUGUGGCGCAGAUGACAGCUGUGGGUGAUGUUGAGAAAAACUACGCUACAUGCAAAUUGCUAGUCGAGCAAGCAGCUGCAGCUGGCGCAGCACUCCUGUGCCUGCCUGAGUGUUUCUCCAUCAUUGGUGCACGGGACGGAGAAGCCGCGGCAGUUGCUGAGCCAUUGGAUGGCCCUAUCAUGAAGAAGUACUGCCAACUCGCAAGAGAGUUUUCCAUAUGGCUGUCUUUGGGAGGCUUCCAGGAGGCAGGAGGUCCCGAGGCAGGCAGGCGUUUCUUCAAUACUCAUGUGCUGGUGGAUGAUGCGGGGAAGAUUCAAGCAGCUUACAGAAAAAUUCACCUAUUUGAUGUGGAUGUGCCUGGAGGGCCUGUCCUGAAAGAGAGCAACAGCACAUUGCCGGGAUCAGCUGUUGUAUCCGCAGUGUCUCCUGUUGGCAAACUGGGUCUAACCGUUUGCUAUGAUCUACGCUUCCCAGAGCUUUAUCAACGUCUUCGCUUUGAUCAUGAUUGUGAUGUACUACUGAUCCCCGCUGCGUUUACGCAAAAGACUGGGGAGGCUCACUGGGAAAUUUUGUUGCGGGCACGUGCUAUAGAAUGCCAGUGUUAUGUCAUUGCAGCAGCUCAAGCAGGUCGGCAUAAUGAACGAAGAGACAGUUAUGGUCAUGCACUUGUGGUGGACCCAUGGGGCAAGGUGGCAGCUCGUUGCUCUGGAAUUGCUACAGUCGACAUUGACAUGGACCUUAUUGCUUCUACAAGGCAAAGGAUGCCCGUUGGACAGCACCGAAGGCUUACUACGUAUGGAGCUUUUCCAACAGGGUAAAUCACUUUAUAUCAGUGAUCCUUAACUAUGACCAACAUCUCGCAUGGAUUUGUUCAUUACCUACGUCUGUAGGAAUGAGCUCGUUUGGGCAGCAGGAAAAUGUUUAAAUUAA